This is a messenger RNA of Penicillium riverlandense, 1104 nucleotides long. RefSeq lists its product as uncharacterized. NCBI's taxonomy places the organism in Eukaryota, Fungi, Ascomycota, Eurotiomycetes, Eurotiales, Aspergillaceae. The annotation marks the transcript as partial. The record is from RefSeq and is a predicted model, not a curated record. The transcript has 6 exons.
AUGCCUUGGAUUUAUAACUUUCAUGGUCAUGACCAGGGAGACGAAACUGUCCUGAUCAUCGUUAUCAACCUUCUGUUCCCGAUUCUCGCAGUUUUCGCCGUCAUCCUGCGAUUUUAUGUCCGAUAUUUUACGAAUCGUUCCCCAUGGGUGGACGAUUAUGCUGCUUUAUCCAGUGCACUUUUGACGUUGGGGCGGGCGGGACUUGUCAUUGCUGCACGACUAAUUAUGGGUGGAACAAUAGUGACACGAUGGGGAGUUGGGUUGGAUGACACACAUAUUCCACCGGAAAAUGAUCUCCCUAUUGGCAAGUUGCAAUAUAUCGCUGGGCCUUUCUACACCCUCGGCCUCCUCGGUUUCAAGAUUGCGUUAUUGGCCUCGUACCUUCGUAUGGGAGGCUUUAUCAGGACAUAUCGCAUUAUAAUCAUUAUUGUCCUCGUCGCCGUUACCAUCAACCAAGUUUUGUUCACACUCCUCAUUUGUUUUAAAUGUACGCCGCUUGCGAAGCAAUGGGAUCCCGCUAUUCCAGGGCACUGCAUCGACUCGCUUGCUGUUUACUACGCCAUUGCCGGAACGAGCAUUGCCUUUAAUCUCAUCAUCAUCGCCCUUCCUCUGCCUGUUCUCUGGAGGCUGUCUUUGCAACGCAAACAAAAGCUCGUGUUGACGUUCAUCUUCGCGCUUGGAUUCUUCAUCACUGUUAUCCAAGUCAUCCGCAUCUUGACUUUGGCAAACCUGUUAGUCUAUUUCAACAGUCGGACUACCAUUAUCUGGAGUACUAUCGAGCUCUGCUUAGGGACGAUCAUCUGCUGCGUUCCAACUUACGGCCCUCUCGCCAGGGCCGUUGCGACUACCCUCCGAGGACGUUUACGGAUGCCUUCUUAUCUCCUCAACUCAUGGCCUCGAGCCAAAUUAUCCCGAGAAUCCCCCGAAACGAGGCUCCAUACUAUCCAUGGCGCAAAUGAGACGCGGAAUACGACGACAAUUAGCUCUAGCCAUCCAGAUAAUUGGUCAGACCUAAGCGGGGACGAGUGUGAGCAUCAUACUAGCCCAGGGGGUUUCCCCGGGCACAUCCACACCACUACACAGUUCUCGGUUGAGAAGAGCAUA